Messenger RNA from Thalassophryne amazonica, 1463 nucleotides. RefSeq names its product E3 ubiquitin-protein ligase NEURL3-like. The record is from RefSeq and is a predicted model, not a curated record. Lineage: Eukaryota; Metazoa; Chordata; Actinopteri; Batrachoidiformes; Batrachoididae. Gene Ontology annotation, molecular function: ubiquitin protein ligase activity. Bases 213 to 1061 code for a protein of 282 amino acids. The transcript is spliced from 5 exons.
GCCACAGUGUCUACAUCAGGGGGUUUGCAGCAUUUUGGCUGCCCACCAGAACAUCAAAUCUGCCUGCUGCAGGUCUCGACUGAGCCACCAACACAUAUGAUCCCACAGCUUAGGAACAUGUGCUGAUGCAUUUGGAGUCAUUUCACUUCAGAACGUAACCGGCCAUGUUUUCUGGCAACAACUAAAGGAAAGGAAUCGUCCUCAUUCAGACGAUGAUGGGAAACAACAGGGUGCCUGAGAAGACACACAGGUGUGGAGUGUCCUGUUUGGGUCCUUUGUCCUUCCACAGUCGGGCUGUAGGGGACAAGGUCCACCUGAGCUGCGGGGGUCAACUCGCAGAGAGAAAUCCUGCGACCUUUCGGAACGGUCUGGUGUUCAGCAGUCGCUCACUGAACGUUCGGGAGAAGGUUCGUCUCAGAAUCCAAAACGUUUUACAGAACUGGAGUGGGUCCCUGCGUUUGGGGUUCACCACCGUGCCGCCCACAUCCAGAACUCUUCCUCUGCCCGACAUGGCCAUUCCUCACCUCACCAACACCCACGGGCACUGGGCCGCUCCCGUAAGUGAAGUCCUCUGUGGGCCUGGUUCAGAGCUGGAGUUCUGGGUUUCUGCUGGUGGUUCUGUGUACUUCAGAAGCAACAACAGCAGAAAGCACAAACUUCUAGUGGGACUGGACCUCAGCAAACCCCUGUGGGCCAUGAUCGAUAUCUACGGACAGACCUGCUCUGUUUUCUUACUAGGCUCAGAGAAAAAUAAAUUUGUCAUCACUCAAAAGUCCUGUCCUGCUCCAGAAUAUCUUACCCCACCUGAUGUGAACCACUACCACAGUUUGAACGACAUUCCACGAGUGAUACAAAGGCUCCAUGACAACAAAGAUGAAUGGAUUUCCUUUACUGCCAGGGAAAGUCCAUCAGAUGGAGACACCAGAAUGGACUGUGUGGUGUGCAUGAGUGAAGAGGCCACAGUCACUCUGAUCUGUGGUCAUCAGUGUCUGUGUGACCACUGCAUCUCAAGAUUUUUCCAAGAGUUUGGCACCUGCCCAUUGUGUCGGCAGAAGAUCUAAAGUCCACAUCUGGUGGUGGGGGCAAGUUCUGAGGGUGUCCCAAACCUCAAGCCACCAGACAAACUGAUGGACUGUAACAAAACAAGAGCUCUGCUCUAAAGGAUCAGUCGCUGCCAACCAGUUAGUGUUCUGGUUCUCACUGAUACUGAAAUCUUCCUUGAUUUUAACCCAUGCUUGACGACUGAGAUGAACUUGUACCUCAAUUAUCGUGGAUCUGUGAUGUUCUGGUUGAAGUAUUUGUGUGAAGAAGGCCAUGGAAAGACUCACACAUGGACAGAACUUAUUUCCUAAAACAACUACCUCACGUGCAGUGAGCCAGAGCAUGUCCAGUACUUUGUCACAUUUCAGCUGUUCAAUAAUAUGUGAAUAUUUUAAUUAUUAUAUUAAAAGUGUAAAAAUGUG